This is a messenger RNA of Lottia gigantea (owl limpet), 159 nucleotides long. RefSeq lists its product as hypothetical. Lineage: Eukaryota; Metazoa; Mollusca; Gastropoda; Lottiidae. The record is from RefSeq and is a predicted model, not a curated record. The annotation marks the transcript as partial. The transcript is spliced from 2 exons.
UCAUCAUGUUCAGAUCACCUUAUACCGACAAAUAUAAGAUACAUUGCCCAUCCUGUUCAGAUCAAACAUGGCUCAUCAUGUUCAGAUCGUCUUACACCAACAAAUACAAGUAACAUUGCUCAUCAUGUUCAGAUUGCUCACCAUAUUCAGAUCGUCUGA